UAUAGUAAGCGUCAAGGUCAAUCAUACAUUACACACUGAGAGGCUGAGGUACACAACACAGAUUUUUCAUCAUAGAGAUAAAACUUUUUGCAAAAUUCAGAAACAAAACCACACAUUGUAUGCAUAUAUCUCUAAUUCAGGGUUUCCCUUAUUUCUCCUGAAUUUGGAAUUGAUGUCUCUGUUUAAUGCUUACCCCAUUUUUGAACUUGGUAAAGAUGCAGCUGGAAUUGCUGGUAACAUCUUUGCAUUUGGGUUAUUUGUUUCCCCAAUACCUACAUUUAGGAGAAUUAUCACAAAUGGGUCAACGGAAUUGUUCUCAGGAUUGCCAUAUAUUUAUUCUCUAUUGAAUUGCUUGAUUUGUUUGUGGUAUGGAACUCCUCUUAUAUCAAUUGAUAAUCUCUUGGUUACCACCGUUAAUUCAAUUGGAGCAGCUUUUCAGCUUGUGUAUAUUCUCUUAUUUUUAAUCUAUGCUGAGAAACCAAGAAAGGUGAGAAUGUUUGGAUUAUUGCUGGCGGUUUUCGGUAUAUUUGUUGUCAUACUGGUUGGGAGCUUGAAAAUAAGUGAUAGUUCUAUGCGCCGAAUGUUUGUUGGAUGCUUGAGUUGUGCUUCUCUGAUUUCAAUGUUUGCAUCUCCGUUGUUUAUCAUUAAUUUGGUCAUUCGCACUAAGAGUGUUGAGUUUAUGCCAUUUUUUCUUUCGCUUUCGACGUUCUUAAUGAGCGUUUCCUUCUUUCUUUAUGGAUUACUCAGUGAUGAUGUCUUCAUUUAUGUACCAAAUGGGAUAGGUACCGGUUUGGCAAUGAUACAAUUGGUAUUAUACUUCUAUUUCAAGAGAUCAUCUUGCGAUGACUCAAGAGAACCCUUGAUAGUUUCAUAUGGAUAAUUUGUAUUUCUGAGUGAUGAUGACAAGGGCAAAGGUAAACACACUAUUUGUGACUAUGAAUCAUCAUUAUCUUCCUCGGUCAGUGUGAGUUGAUUUUCGGAAAUUAGUCUAAGAUAUUCAUUAUGUGCGAAAUAUUCUGCGUGAGUUGACUGGCAGAAUAUAUAUGGUUUUGAUAAAAAGAAGUUAAUCCAUUCAUUUCGUAUGGAUAUUUGAAUUUUCCCUCUUAUCCUAGUUAAUGACAUUCCUUGCAUUGUCUUUUGUCACCAUUUUGUUUUAAUUGUCAGAAUGGAAAACUUUCAUGAAAUGAAUGGAUGAAAUAUGUUAAAAACCUUAUGAUAUUGUAAGCUAAAGCCACGAUAAUGCCAUUCAAAACUCUUGAAAUUCUUGAUAUAUGUAUCCAAUUUUUUCUGUACCAGAAGAGUAAAAAUCCAUCUCUCUUUUGCAAUUGUUUUGGGUAGAAAAGAUAAUAUGCUCACUAAUAGGCCCAUUAAGAUUGAUACGCCCAUAAUGAGGAACUGAGACGAGGUGUUUUGAGGGGCAUGAAAGAGUUAUGUUUUGUGAAAUAAGGUUGUGAAUGUGCUAUUGCUAUGGAAAUCAUUAUAAUAGAAAAUGCAUGAUUGAAUGCAAGGAAAAAACUGCAGUUUCUGUGACUUGAUAAUUAUGUUAUCAGAGUAAUAUGAUAAUUUUCGGCACGAAAAAAAAGAGUGAUAGGAAAAUUUCAUUGGAGUAAAACCUCAGUGUCUAUUUGAUACAACUAAGAGCCAAAAGAAAGAGCCAGUAACAUAAGUACUAUAGUAAAUCUUUUAGGGUAGUUCUCACUGUAAUAAUAUCUAUUUCUUCCUGCACAAAAAAAAAGAAGUUGAAGUUAGAAAUAACAGAUGCAGCAAAUAUGUUGUCCGAAACUAGAGGCUGCAAGUUGCAACAUUGAUUUGAUUCAAUAUCUUGGAACAAAUCUGUUGCAUUCUACAGAGUGAUAAGUUACUACCUCCGUCUCUAAAUAUAUGAUUUUCAGCAGUUUGAUGUUAUAGAUCUACACGACUACCAGUGAUUCUCACAUUUGUGUUGCCUAAAUAUCAUUAUUUUCAAGGGAUAAUUAAGCAGUCAAAUAGCUCUUGUGUCAUUCUUUUCAAUUUUCAUCUUUGUUAAAGCACUCUUAAAUCAAUAGUGUUUAUAGGAGCAUACAUAUUUUAUAUAUCUUAUCUGCAACAUUAUAUGAAAGUGAUAAUUGAUUAAUUACCUGUUUAGAAAUUUCCAUGCAUUGUGUCUCAUUCACAGAAUCAUUUAGCAAUUUUCCUUUUUCAUCAUAGAGAAUAAGGCCACUAAAACUUGGAAGCUCACAUUUCUCCCCUCUUAGUAUUGGUCUUUGCCACACUGCUGAUGCUGAAUCAUGACUAACACUUUUCCAACCACUUUCAACACCAUUCCUUUCUAAGCUUCCAAGCAAUGGAGAUCCUCUCUCUCUCUGCCAUCCAAUAUUCUCUUCCAGUUUUCUCGCUCUGCUCCACACCAUUGACUCCAUCAACACCCUUUUCACUGAAAUCCAUCCACAGUUUGACUCUAACCAUUUUGUAGAAUCAGUAGUUGUAGUAGUAGCAUUUGUCGUAGUGGUAGUAG
Vicia villosa (hairy vetch) is the source of this 2494-nucleotide messenger RNA. RefSeq names its product bidirectional sugar transporter SWEET2-like. NCBI's taxonomy places the organism in Eukaryota, Viridiplantae, Streptophyta, Magnoliopsida, Fabales, Fabaceae. The record is from RefSeq and is a predicted model, not a curated record. Bases 173 to 880 code for a protein of 235 amino acids. The transcript is spliced from 6 exons. Gene Ontology annotation, biological process: carbohydrate transport. Gene Ontology annotation, cellular component: membrane. Gene Ontology annotation, molecular function: sugar transmembrane transporter activity.